AUGGCAGGUCAGACACCUCCUUUCAACGAAAUGGAGGAAACUUUCAAGAAAGUACCUUUCAAAGACUUCAUGUCUUCACAAGAAAGUACUGAGAUGCUUCAAAAACAUCAUCCUCAGUCAAUAUCCUAUCCUACCUUAACUCGAAGCAACAACCUUCAAGACAAAGACCCCCAAAAGAUUGAUUCACUGACAUCACAGGUCUCUGACCUUCAUAAGGAAUAUGUUACCCUCGUGAAGACCUACAGAUCUCGUUUAGCCACUUCCAACAUGAUGCAAGUCAACCAACAAGCUCUUGAGAUCAUUGAGCGCCCUCGUACCCCUUCUCUAUCAUCCGAGAAACCCCUCGAAAAGAUGCUUGGCCUUCCACAACCUUUCAUCAAUGUCAACAAACUUCACAAUCUUGAUUCGUCCUCAAACUUCCAGGAAGAAAAGGUUCAAGAGCAAGCCAGGGCCUCGUUAAUGCUCGCUCCAGGGAAAAUACCACAAGACUCUAACAACUACAAGAAAGCCUGCAUUGCCCAUCUUCCAAGCAAGAUCGACCUUGAAAGUGGGUAUCACAUUUACAUGAAGCCAGAAGCUUCCAAUGAUACAUCCAGCUCUGCCAUCCUUGAUCACCGGCAAAAGAUUCUUCGGGACGUCCAGAAAUACCAUCCCGUCAUUUCAACUGGUGGUUAUUACUCCGUUACAUUGAACAAAGAACUUCUCGAUGUCAACACUACUUCACUCAAUCAACCUGAACAGCAGGUCCCACAAUAUGAGCAAGAACACUCAGAUAUGAUUUUUCUUCAGAGUGCAUGGUCGAGAGCGACUGAAGCUCUUCAUGCCGGAGAAGUUUGGAAAGGUAUGGACAGUGAGCAAAAGGCUGCUUUCGACAAAGCCAUUAUAUAUCGUGCUCAGCAUAAAGAGUUAGAUUCCAGCAGCUUACGACUUCAAAUCGACAAAUUUACAGCUCAUAUAUUAUUUGUUAUCGAGGUGUUGCAAAAUAUUGGUUAUUCGACGACCAUGGUAGACUUGAAGAUUAUUCCAAGGUUGGCACAAACUUUCGACACUCUAUCACAUCAGAAAUGCAAUAUGGUGAUGGCAAGCCAGCGUAACCAUAAUAAGUACGACCUUUUUGGUAUCCGAGAGUGUGAGACGGUGCGAGGAGCCUCCGAGAACGUCAGAUCCAUUCAAUGCACUCAACCAGAUAUCUCUAAUUAUCGCAAAGAAUAUCCUUCACGGAAGGACUUUACGGUCCGAGUCACACAACAGCCGAUGAAGCAUUGCUGCUCUGAUUUCGCACCCAAAACUUCACAAAAACUUCAUGAAAAACAAGCUACAUUCAAUGGUGAGGAUUGCAGCUCAGAUUUGCUUUCUGGUGAGCAUAUGCAGAUCAACGCACACUCGGCAGUCGCGGUCAAUUCCAAUAAUAUCAUCAAUUGUGGAAAUAACGGCACAACACCGCAAAUGCGUGUCGAAAAUGAAGAGAUAAUUGAUGGAAGCCUAUACCCCAAUAACAAUAUUAGAGGUCCAACCUGGAAGAUCGAAAAUGUCCCACAACCCAAGCUCGACACUCUCUGGUGGCGCCAGCCUCAGUCCAAUGCAUAUCAGUCUCGGGUUCUUCGCACGGGUCAAGUUUCUGGCGUAAAAACCGAUAAAGUUUCUGAAUUCGAUACAGAAAACAAUUUUCCAGCAGAUAAGAGAAUUUUGGAGAAGGAUCCAAGCAUUUCGAAGUUGGAGACUGAUGACGGAAAACAACUGGUCACUGAAAACUUCCCUGUCGAAAAACUCACCUUGUUGGAAAUGGCCAUUAAAAAUCCUUUGCCUUGUUGGAAUCAUCCAGUAUCUGUAAAUGGACAACUAUAUCAACGCGUCAACUUACCCACUAUGUUUAAGUACUUCAAUCAUCUCGGAUUUUCGGAUGAAAAUUUGCUUGGCCAAAUGACCAAGAGUCUUGAGCAGAUGUCUAUUCCAAUCCCUUUUCCUGUAUUGGCUGGGGCACCAAAGUGGUUAUAUGAUUAUUGUAUCCUCAAUGGACAGGUCUGCCAUCCAUUGACUCAUGCACCGGCUAGAAGCCUCCUUCCACUUGUAUCAAGGCGUUUAACUCACGACGCUCGGUUGCCCGUGGUUCCAAUCAAUAGUUACAAGCCUUUUGAAAGUGAUCGUCGGUCAACCGCGUCCAUUCCACAGGAAAUGAAAAUGAGAUCGACAUCUUUUGUCAAAGAGCAAAUGUCUUCAAGCUCCUUAGCCCUGGGAUUUGAGCCAUUCCAAUAUCCUCACGCCCCUUUAGUAGCAUCGACACCCUUAAGCCCUGAAGGUCAAGGCAUGAUGAUUGAAGCUUGGAAAAAGGCGCAGGCAUCAAAGUUCUUUCUUAAAGGAAGAGACGAAUUAGAAGAGGAGAAAAAAUUCGAAUGUGAUAGGGCGGGAGUUUCACUUACACAAGAUAGCAUAGCCAAUGCUGCUAGUCAUGAUUUUUCGUUUCUAGUUAUCUUUCAAGAGAAGCUCGAUGCUCUUAAGAUUAUCGAUCAGAAUUGUCAAGAAGAAAUAGCUCCACUUAUUCAUGGCAAAAAUAUUGAUCUCAACGGUGGCGAUGCGAUUUCCCAAGAAGCUUCAAGAGCUUCCGAAAGAAAGUGGUAUUUGGAACGCAAAGCUUAUCUUGAGACCCUCCGCGAGACGCGACUGUCACGACGUAACUAUGAGCAGGAUAGGCUCAAUGAAAUCCGCCAAAAUAAGGAGCUUCAUGCAAGACGCAACGAUGCGACAUGCUUAGAUCGCAGAGAGUUCAAGGACUACAGAGACUUGACUUCCCCAGACGCGGAAGAAUUUCAAGCUUCUAUUGCCGAUGCUUACUGCGUUUAUCUUGCCGCAAGAACGGCCAAAUAUGCUGCCUGUACGAAAUUAGAAACAGCAGUUGCCGAGAGAAAAGCUCUUUGGAUGGAAAACAUUCACAGAAUGGAUAAUCCGAGAUUCAAAAAAGAGAGUUCCGACGCAGAUAAGAAAUUUCUCGAGUGCCAGAUGGAAUACAACCGAAGAAGUGGUACCUUUAGUGCAAUCAAGCACUCUAGUCAACAGAAAUACAAAAAUAGGGAAGCUUUUGAGAAGAGAAUGGAACUUCUAACUCGUGCUUGCGGCGAUCAUAUUACUAAUUCGGUUUCCGCUACGUUUGCAGCAGACCACGACUCGGUUCGUGUCACUCUUGCACGUCUCAAAGCUUACUAUACCGCACGAAGUGCCAAAUCCGAUCUUCAGCCACUUCGUACGAUAGAUGACGCCUGGACUGAUGGUCACUAUGGUUUUCUCAAACAACCAAUGCAUGAUCAGAAACAGCGAAACAACUCUAUUUCGUCCAAUGAUCAUAUCACUGUCGAGGAACAUGCUCGAGGCCUUAGAGAUGGUUACGAUCAAUCAGCAUUCCAACCUUCAAUUCCCCGUUCAGUUAAAGUUCCCGCACAUCAUGAUCCAAGAACAUUAAAGGCCAAUAUUCCUUCAAAGCUACCAGCAGUCACAGGCCAGUACUCCAACCCAGGUUCUCGAAACUUUUACUCGGUCAAGAGCACAGAUCGCGCUGAGUAUAUGACCAUGUUCAAAGAAUGGAAGCCUAAGCCAGACCAUUCCGAAAUCAUGCAAGCUAUGAUCCAGGGUCGAGCAGCUAGAGGACGUCAUUUAGCUGGUCAACAGCCUAAGAAAUUUGAUCAUGCUACGUUUCAGCAUCUGAAGAAGUGGGGUUAUUCGAGACCAGAUAAUUCUAUAAACACAGCUGAUUCUUCGGCUUCGGCAAAAUCUGCGCUUGAUCUUUUAUCUGUUAAUGGACAAGGUCAGUAUGAUGCGGAGCUUGUAGAAAAGAAUGUCGCUGUGCUCAAAAACGGAAAUGACAUGCUUACAGAGGCAAGCAAAGCUGCUGAUACCCUUGCCACUACCAUCAAUAAGCAUACUGUCAUGGCUGAAAAGAUGGACACUGAUGUCAUCGGCAUCACCAAGAACCUCGCCGAUCUCGAUGUUGCCACUGUCAAUCAACCAAUGACUAUCGCUGAUAGAGCCGUUGUCGAAGCCAGCAAGAGUGAUGAUCCCACUACCGCUCAGCAAGCAGUCAACAACGAGGUCAAUCCCAUCAGUGAAACUACUGGCAAUGCUGAGAUGAACAGCAUCGCAAAUCUCUCUCUCAAUGAACUUUUCAUUUCUGACACUGAAAGAUCUGAGAUCGUUACCAAAGACAUGAUGCAAAAGUCACUCGUAUUAGAUUUCCCCUUGUCACCCCCUUCUACUACAGUACCCGUAUCUAGCCCUACGCAGGAAGUCGAUCUUGAAGAUGAUAGCGAUUUUCAAUCUGAUGCAUCUUGGGUCAUGGCUAGUGAUGAUGAUCAUGAUGAUGUUACGGAGGCUAGUGGACCUGAAGAGAUUGAGAGUGUUGAAGAAAGCGAAGACGUUGAGGAAUGGGAGAUGCUUUAG
Botrytis deweyae is the source of this 4425-nucleotide messenger RNA. RefSeq lists its product as uncharacterized. The transcript has a single exon. Bases 1 to 4425 code for a protein of 1474 amino acids. NCBI's taxonomy places the organism in Eukaryota, Fungi, Ascomycota, Leotiomycetes, Helotiales, Sclerotiniaceae. The record is from RefSeq and is a predicted model, not a curated record.